This is a messenger RNA of Striga hermonthica, 1299 nucleotides long. The record is from the annotation of a GenBank genome assembly. NCBI's taxonomy places the organism in Eukaryota, Viridiplantae, Streptophyta, Magnoliopsida, Lamiales, Orobanchaceae.
AUGGAGAAAUCGCUGUUGAUUGAGAUUCUGCUCAUCUCGCUGGUUGGAAAUUUAGGGGUUUAUGCGUUGUACGGACCAUCGUCACCCGUUGUUCAGCUAAAUCCAAACAAUUUCAAGUCCAAGGUCCUUAAUUCCAACAGUGUAGUUUUAGUCGAGUUUUUUGCACCGUGGUGUGGCCAUUGUCAAGCACUGACGCCCGCGUGGGAGAAGGCGGCCAAUGUCUUGAAGGGUGUAGCUACUGUGGCGGCUCUCGAUGCCGAUGCUCACAAGUCUCUAGCUCAGGAAUAUGGAAUCAGAGGUUUUCCCACAAUUAAGGUCUUUGUACCAGGGAAAGCCCCGGUAGAUUAUCAAGGAGCCAGGGAUGCUAAGCCCAUCGUCGAGUUUGCAUUGAAACAGGUUAAAGCACUGCUUAAAGACCGCCUGGAGGGGAAAUCUGCUGAAGGAUCCAGCAAAAAAUCAGAACCAAGUGCGUCAGUAGAAUUGAACUCGCGUAAUUUUGAUGAGUUGGUUCUCAAAAGCAAGGAUCUCUGGGUUGUGGAGUUUUUUGCUCCUUGGUGUGGACAUUGCAAGAAGCUUGCUCCUGAGUGGAAGAAGGCAGCCAACAGUCUCAAGGGCCAAGUGAAGUUGGGGCAUGUGGACUGUGAUGCAGAAAAAUCCUUGAUGAGCAGGUUCAACGUGCAAGGAUUCCCUACUAUUUUGGUGUUUGGUGCAGACAAAGACAGCCCGUUUCCAUAUGAAGGCGCCAGAUCAGCAUCAGCAAUUGAGUCAUUCGCUUUGGAGCAGCUUGAAGCAAAUGCUGCCCCUCCCGAAGUCACCGAAUUAACCAGUCAAGAUGUUUUGGAAGAGAAGUGUGGUUCGGCUGCAAUAUGCUUUGUUGCCUUCCUUCCCGACAUAUUGGACUCCAAGGCAGAGGGAAGAAACAAGUAUCUCGAGCAGUUGCUAUCAGUUGCAGAGACGUUCAAAAAGAGCCCUUACAGUUACCUUUGGGCAGCUGCCGGUAAGCAGCCUGAUCUUGAGAAGCAUGUUGGAGUUGGUGGCUAUGGAUAUCCAGCUAUGGUGGCCCUAAAUAUAAAGAAGAAAGCUUAUGCCCCUCUCAAGAGCGCAUUUGAGCUUGAACAUAUCAUAGAGUUUGUGAAAGAAGCCGGACGAGGUGGGAAGGGCAAUUUACCUUUAGAGGGCAGCCCUGUAAUUGGGAAGACCGAACCAUGGGACGGUAAAGACGGGCAAAUAAUCGAGGAAGACGAGUUCUCACUGGAUGAACUUAUGGGAGAAGACAGUGUAAGCAAGGAUGAGCUGUAG